ACUCUCAAGCGCGCCGCGAAAGGAGGGAGCAGCUUCCGGGACCUGGCGCGGCUUUUGUGUUGGGCAGCGCGAAUGUGGCGAGCUCGGUGCGUCUCCGCUGCUCCUUCCCCUUAUCCCUGGGAGGUCCAAGUGGUCCCGCGGCAGCUUCUGUUGCUCUGGGACCUGCAGGUCCCGGAAGGUCCUUAGGGAGGACCCCAGACACCGGAGACUGGGAAAUGGAUUCAGUGUCAUUUGAAGAUGUGGCUGUGGCCUUUACUCAGGAGGAGUGGGCUUUGCUGGAUCCUUCUCAAAAGAAUCUCUACAGAGAUGUGAUGCAAGAAAUCUUCAGGAACCUGGCUUCUGUAGGAAACAAAUCAGAAGACCAGAAUAUCCAAGAUGACUUCAAAAAUCCUGGGAGAAAUCUAAGCAGUCAUGUGGUAGAGAGACUGUUUGAAAUUAAAGAAGGCAGUCAAUAUGGAGAAACCUUCAGCCAGGAUUCAAAUUUGAAUCUGAAUAAGAAAGUUUCUACUGGAGUAAAGCCAUGUGAAUGCAGUGUGUGUGGAAAAGUCUUCAUAUGUCAUUCAGCCCUUCAUAGGCACAUCCUGUCUCACAUUGGAAACAAACUAUUUGAGUGUGAGGAAUGUCCAGAGAAGUUAUAUCAUUGCAAACAAUGUGGGAAAGCCUUUAUCUCUCUCACCAGUGUUGACAGACACAUGGUAACACACACUAGUAAUGGGCCUUAUAAGGGUCCAGUGUAUGAGAAGCCUUUUGAUUUUCCUAGUGUAUUUCAAAUGCCUCAGAGCACUUACACUGGAGAGAAAACAUAUAAAUGUAAACAUUGUGAUAAAGCCUUCAAUUAUUCAAGUUAUCUUCGUGAACAUGAAAGAACUCAUACUGGAGAGAAACCCUAUGCAUGUAAGAAAUGUGGUAAAUCAUUCACUUUUUCCAGUUCUCUUCGCCAACAUGAAAGAUCUCAUACUGGAGAGAAACCCUAUGAAUGUAAGGAAUGUGGCAAAGCCUUCAGUCGUUCCACUUACUUGGGAAUACAUGAAAGAACGCAUACUGGAGAAAAACCCUAUGAAUGUAUAAAAUGUGGCAAAGCCUUUAGAUGUUCCAGAGUCCUCAGAGUCCAUGAAAGGACUCACAGUGGAGAAAAGCCCUAUGAAUGUAAACAAUGUGGUAAAGCCUUCAAAUAUUCUAGUAACCUAUGUGAGCAUGAAAGAACUCACACUGGAGUGAAACCUUAUGGAUGUAAGGAAUGUGGUAAGUCGUUUACUUCUUCCAGUGCCCUUCGAAGCCAUGAAAGGACUCAUACUGGAGAAAAACCCUAUGAAUGUAAGAAAUGUGGUAAAGCCUUCAGUUGUUCCAGUUCCCUUCGAAAGCAUGAAAGAGCUUAUAUGUGGUAAAAAACAACAACAACAAAACACCUCUGUCAAUGUAAGAAGUGUGUUAAAGCUUUCAGUUAUUCUAGUUUCAUUAGAACACGUGAAAAAAUUAAAAACUCAAAUUAGAGAGAAACCCAACACAUGUAAGGAAGAUUAGAAUGUAUGCAAUUUUCCUAGUUCCCUUCUAAAACUUAGAAGGACCCGUCCUGGGAAAGAACGUCAUAAAAUACGAAAAAUGUGUUAGAACACUUUAUUUUCCCAGCCGCUUUCAAAUAUAUUUUUAUCAGUGGUUCAUUGUUAAAGAAGGUGUCUAUACUUUAGAUUUUCAGUUUUUUGCAGGGAAUCAUGGAGCUGAGAAUUUCACAGAUACUUUAUAAGCCAUAGUACAUGAGCUUAAUAGGCUGUGUUUUGUUUCUCAUCAGUUAACAUAAUUUUUGUCUAUUCAUUUAAAAAUUUGUUGGAUCCCUAGACUAAGUUGAAAUGUAUUUCUAAUAGUAGGCAAUUUUAAUUUUCAUGUAGUUGUUUAAUUGUUCUCUAAUUAAUGGACCAAUGAAAAAUGAGUUCAUGUGUGUGUGUGUGUGUGUGUGUGUGUGUGUGUAUUCUACCUUUUUAUGGGAAAACUACUUUUUUGUUGUAAAGAUUUUCUUCUGUUUUCUUUGCUAAUAAAGAAUUGUUAUUAAUUUGCAUGUAUGUGAAGUUUAUAUAGUCUCAUGUACAUUGUUAUUUUCAUUUUCUUUCCUUUAUUCUGUCAUGAGUUUUGGCUGUUACUUGCAUAGUUCACUUUUUUAAAAAAUGUUAUGUUUUUAGAGAGGGUCUCACUUUGUCAGCUAGGCUGAAGUGUAGUGGUAAUAAUAGUCUUAGCUCACUGCAGCCUCAAAUUCCUGGGCUCAAGUGAUUCUCCCACCUUAGCCUCCUAUGUAGCUGGAGCUACAGACACAUGCCACCAUGCUCAGCUAAUUAUAUAAUUUUAAAAAUUUUUUAUAGAGAUGGGAUCUCGCUGUAUUGUCUAGGCUGGUAUUGAAUUCCUGGCCUCAAGCUAUCCUCCUGCCUCAGCCUGUCUACAUGUUGGGGUUACUGACAUGAGCUACCACACCUGGCCCACUUUUUACUUUGAAUUAAGAAGAGAGAACUGUGAUUGGACAGUAUGCUUGUCUAAUCUGCGUGUGAAAGCAUUCAGUCUCACCAUCAAGUAUAUUGUGGAUUUUUCAUAAAUAUUCUCAAACAGGCUCAGGAAGUUUUCUUGUGUUUUUUAUUUAUUGUUUCAUGGUAAAGGAGUGUUGAACUCUUAUGACAUGUUUUUUUCUGCAUCUAUUGAGAUGAUUUGUGGUUUUUGGCAUUCUACUGAUAGUCUAUUACGUUAACUGGCUUUCAGAUAUAAAUAUAUUAUGGUUAUCUGGGUGAAAUUUGUCUUCAUCAUGGAAUAUAAGUAUUUUAUCUACAGGUUGAACAUCUGUAAACCCCAGAUUCCAAUACCAAAUCUGAAAUGCUCCGAAGUCAAAAACUGUUUGAGCACCAGUCUUAUGCUCAACAGAAAUGCUCAUUAGAGGAUUUUUGAUAUUUGGAUUAGGGAUGCUCAUCCAGUAAGUUUUCUGCAAAUAUUCCAAAAUGUUAAAAGUCUGAAAUCCAAAGCACUUCCGUUCCCAAGUAUUUCAGAUAAGAAACACUCAACCCAUAUUGAUAACGUUCAAUUUUCCAGUGUAUUGUUGGGGCCUUUUGCAUUUAUAGUCAAAUUGGUGUGCCCUAGUAUACCAUAUAGUAUAGCAUCAUCUGUAUAUAUAGCAUGUCUACAUGUAUACUUAUAUGUGUAUAAGUAGCUAUAUAAUAUGUGGUAUAGUACAGUUUUGUAAGUUACUAUGAAUUAUGCAUAACUAGUUUAUAUUAUGUGUAAUUAGCACUACAAUAAAUUGUAUAUUACAGGAUUAUGGCAUUAUAACAUACUAUUUUGAUCUUAUCAGUCUGUAGCCUAACAUAUUUCAGUUGCCUACCAUUCCACAGAUGCAUUUAAACAAACCAAUUGCAUCCUUAUGAGAACCAAGAAGCAUCUCACGUUCUUGAUACUACAAAGCAUUCCCCUUACACCCUGUUUGUUCUAUCUGCUCCGUAGUGCAAGUCUUGUGUGGACCAGCCUCGUUUACAGAACCCUCCCUUUUUUGUCUAUGAAUGUAUGUAACUAAUAACUUCUCUCAAUCUUAUCUGUACACUCAUGGGUGUCACGUGUUUUUCCCAGUAGUCUUAGGGUCCUAAUUUUUCCUGUCACCCAUGAGACUGUGAAAACAAUUGGCAUUACCAACAGAAUGAACCAACCAUGACUGAUGAUAUCUUUUCAGCUUUAACUACCUGCUUUUGUCUAACUGGUUCCAUAAUAUAACAGAAGUCACCUGAAUUAGAAACAGCAAUUGAUGGUGGACUUUCACUUUGGUCUACACAGUGCUUUGUGUUAUCAGCUGUUGCCACCUCUUCCCACAGUAGAACUCUCAACUCCUAGACAUGACUGGUUGACCAGCCGUUCCCCAGGAGGAUGUAUGUUCCACCUUGACCUGUGUUUGGCAGGCAGUUUCCAAGGUACCCCACAUUGAGGCAGUGACCCAGCACCUUCACCACUGGGUUCUUUAUUCCUGAUUAUCAAAAGUCAGACUACUGCUCUGUGGUAACUGCAUCUCGUUUGGUUGCCAUCACUGGAUGCUUGGAGUAGCCAUGUGAACGUUAUUACUGUACACACUUGGGACAGCUCCAGGGAUUUUGUGUGUGUGAAGUUGCAGAAAGGAAGAAUGUCCCCAUGCUGGGGAGAAUUAAGCAUGUCACCUAAUUGUGUAACAAGAUGACUUGUGCAAGA
This is a messenger RNA of Homo sapiens (human), 4197 nucleotides long. RefSeq names its product zinc finger protein 670 (gene ZNF670). Gene Ontology annotation, biological process: regulation of DNA-templated transcription. The transcript has 4 exons. The record is from RefSeq and is marked validated. The coding region runs from base 216 to 1385 and encodes 389 amino acids. Lineage: Eukaryota; Metazoa; Chordata; Mammalia; Primates; Hominidae. Gene Ontology annotation, cellular component: nucleus.